Molecule: messenger RNA, 3318 nt
Organism: Penicillium manginii
Lineage: Eukaryota; Fungi; Ascomycota; Eurotiomycetes; Eurotiales; Aspergillaceae
Product: putative DUF814 domain protein
Exons: 4
Coding region: 1-3318 (1105 amino acids)
Biological process (GO): rescue of stalled cytosolic ribosome; ribosome-associated ubiquitin-dependent protein catabolic process
Cellular component (GO): RQC complex
Molecular function (GO): tRNA binding; ribosomal large subunit binding
Source: RefSeq, a predicted model, not a curated record
AUGAAGCAGAGAUUCUCGUCCAUAGAUGUCAAGGUCAUCACCCAGGAGCUGGCCUCGGAGCUAGUCAGCCUGCGAGUCUCCAACAUCUACGACCUAUCAUCCCGAAUCUUCCUUUUCAAACUCGCCAAACCGGACCACCGCCGACAACUCAUCGUCGACUCCGGAUUCCGCACCCACGUAACUCAAUACUCCCGCACAGCCGCGACCGCCCCCUCACCAUUCGUAGCACGCCUGCGCAAAUUCCUCAAAUCCCGCCGUGUCACCGGGGUCACGCAGAUCGGCACAGACCGGAUCAUCGACAUCUCCUUCAGCGAUGGCGCCUACCACAUGUUCCUUGAGUUCUUCGCCGGCGGCAACAUCAUCCUCACCGACCGCGAGUACACCGUGAUCGCAUUGUUCCGCAAUGUCCCCGCCAGCGCCGGCGAAGAGGAAAUGAAACUCGGCCUUCAAUACAAUGUCACCAAUAAGCAAAACUAUGCGGGAAUCCCGGAUAUCACCCCGGAGCGGGUGAAGAGUGUGAUUGAGAAGGCGCACGCGUCGUUCUCGCAGGACGGCGGGGCGCCGAAAAAGUCCAAGAAGAAGGCUACUGAUAUCUUGCGCAAGGCUUUGUCGCAGGGAUUUCCCGAAUAUCCGCCUCUAUUGCUUGAUCACGCUUUUGCAGUCAAGGGGUUCGAUGCUACGACACCGCUGGACCAGGUCCUCGGAGACGAAGAUCUCUUGAAGAAAGUCGAGGAGACCUUGCGAGAGGCCGCUUCGGUGUCGGAUAGCUUCAAUGUCGGCGAAAGCCACAAGGGCUACAUCGUGGCGAAGAAGGACGAACGAGCCUCGAAAGAAGAAGACAGCACGUCGAAGACUCCUGGUCUUUUGUAUGAGGAUUUCCACCCUUUCAGACCUCGCCAGUUUGAGGGGAAGCCGGGAAUCUCGAUUCUUGAAUUCGACCGGUUCAAUGCCACUGUCGACGAGUACUUCUCUUCCCUGGAGUCUCAGCGCCUAGAGUCCCGACUCACGGAACGCGAAGACGCGGCCAAGCGCAAGCUGGACUCGGUCCGAGAGGAGCAUAGAAAGCGCAUCGAUGCAUUGAAAGAUGCGCAGGAAAUUCACAUCCGCAAGGCUGCUGCUAUUCAAGACAAUGUUUACCGGGUCCAAGAGGCUAUGGACGCUGUCAAUGGUCUUGUGGCUCAGGGAAUGGACUGGGGUGAGAUUGCUCGCCUAAUCGAGAUGGAACAAGCUCGAGGAAACCCUGUGGCGCAGAUCAUUAAGCUGCCUCUCAAACUCUACGAGAAUACCGUCACACUGCUACUUGGGGAGGAGGAAGAGGAAGAAGAGGAGGAGGAUGCCGAGUCUACCGAUGAGUCAGGCUCGGAUUCGGAUUCCGAGGAUGAACAACAAGAGCAACAGAGACGCGCAGAUGCUGCUUCGCGCAUGCUUAAGAUUGAUAUCGAUCUCGGCCUUACGCCUUGGGCUAAUGCCUCUCAGUAUUACGACCAGAAGAAAACUGCCUCAGAGAAGGAGCAGAGAACAGUUCAGUCGUCUACCAAGGCGCUUAAGAGCCACGAGAAGAAGGUCACGGCUGAUCUCAAGAAAGGUCUGAAGCAGGAGAAAGCCGUUUUGCGACAGGCUCGUGUGCCAUUUUGGUUUGAGAAAUUUGUCUUUUUCAUUUCUUCCGAGGGGUAUUUGGUUCUGGGUGCCCGUGAUGCCAUGCAAAGCGAGCAGCUUUACCGACGCUACUUGAACAAGGGCGACAUCUUCAUUCACGCUGACCUCGAGGGCGCACUUCCCAUCGUUGUCAAGAACCGACCCGGUAAUCCCGAUGCGCCUAUUUCCCCAAGUACACUUUCUCAAGCCGGCACUAUGUGCGUCUCAACUUCGGCGGCAUGGGACUCUAAGGCUGUUAUGUCUGCCUGGUGGGUGCAUGCUAAUCAAGUAACCAAGACUGCGGCAAACGGUGCCGGAAUUCUACCUACAGGUAGUUUCGAAACCAAGGGCGAGAAGAAUUUCUUGGCUCCAUCGCAACUGGUGCUUGGUUUUGCUAUCCUGUUCCAAGUUAGCCAGGAGAGUGUUCGGAACCACAGGCAGCGAUUCGAAGGGGAUGUUGCUGGUGAGAUUGAUACUAGUGAGCCAGUUGCACAGCCUGCUGUCGAGCAAGAGACCCCCAAGCCUGCAGAAGAACAAGCUGUGGAAGAGAAGUCAUUCGAGAAGCCCAUCGAUGAGACCCUGCAAGAAGGCAACGCAUCCGACGAAGAGGAUGACGAAGACACAAAACCUGCCAGCAACCCCCUGCAACGAGGUGAUUCCGAGGGCCCCAUUGAUAAAGAUGAGCAGUCCUCCGAAAGCGAACACGAAGAAGAAGAAGAGACCAAGUCAGAGCCCGACACCAUUCAAGGGGACCAAGAACUCGAGCAACCCGGCGAGGAAGCCGAAGAAGACGAGGCAGAACAACCAACCGUCAGCCAAGAACCUACAUCUCCCGAAGAUGCACGGAAGCAGCUGAACGCACGAGAGAGACGUGCUCUCCGCCAGGGCAAGCCCGUCGAUCUACCCGGCCAGAAAGAGCCCGCACCCGCACGAAUCGCACCAACCCGAGGCAAGAAAGCCAAGGAGAAGCGCGCAGCCGCCAAAUACGCGCACCAAGACGACGAAGAGCGCGAACUCGCCCUCCGCCUCCUAGGAUCUAACAAGGGCAAAGCAGCCAAGGCCGUCAAAGCCGCCGAAUCCAAGGAGCAGCGCGAACGAGAAGCAGAGCAACAACGGGCCCGCCGCCGCGCACAGCACGAAAAAGCCGCCGAGGCGGAGCGCAAGCGUCAAGCCCAGUUCGCCGAGGGUGCGGACGAUUAUAACGAGGAGACCGCUGCUGCCGAAGCGGCUGAUCUGAGUUGGUUGCCCGCACUCAUCGGUACGCCGACGCCAGAGGAUGAGCUCCUAGGUGCGCUUCCGGUUUGCGCGCCGUGGGCGGCGUUGACGCGGUAUAAGUAUAAGGUUAAGCUGCAGCCUGGUACGGUUAAGAAAGGGAAGGCUGUCAAGGAGAUCCAUCAUCGGUGGGUUUCUGAGACGACGGUGGGCAAGGUCAAGAAGGAUCAUGCGGAGGAUGCGGGCGUUCCGCGUGCUGUGGCUGAGGAGCUUCGGGCUAAGGAGGGCGAGCUUAUUAAAGGGUGGAAGGAGUCUGAGAUUAUCAAUACGAUGGUUGUUGGUAAGGUGCGUAUUAUGACACCUGGUAGUGCCGGGGGUGGUGGUGACAAGGGGAAGGGCAAGGGUGGAGGUGGAGGUGGUGGUAAAGGUGGAGGUGGUGCGAAGGGAGGAAAGGGUGGAAAGAAGAAAUAG